Messenger RNA from Hordeum vulgare subsp. vulgare (domesticated barley), 656 nucleotides. RefSeq lists its product as uncharacterized. The coding region runs from base 83 to 334 and encodes 83 amino acids. The transcript has a single exon. NCBI's taxonomy places the organism in Eukaryota, Viridiplantae, Streptophyta, Magnoliopsida, Poales, Poaceae. The record is from RefSeq and is a predicted model, not a curated record.
GCAAAGGAUACCCAGCGCAGGAACAGCAGCCGGAGGAAGAAGAAGAAGGAGGAGGAACGGGUGGUGGUGUUUGGUUUGAGCAAUGGAAGGGCUGAUCCCGUUCGUGAUCGACGCCAUCAGGAAGAGCCACGGGAGGGACAGCUACCGCCGCGCGUCGUCGGACGGCAGCUCCCACGGCGGCAGCGGCAGCAGGUGCCACCUCAUAGACUACCGGGAGCUGCCGGCCGGAGCGGCCGACGCCGACGCCAGCCGCCACCGUGGCCCGUGGUCGGAGUUUAUCGAGGCGCCGACCGACGUGCGUCGUCCGGAGGACCACGCCCGCACUUCUGCUUAGUUAAACAUAUAUAUGUACAACAAUUGGAUUGGUUUUCUUCAUUGUUUGCCGUAUAUAUGUAAGCUGGGGAUUUCGUGUGGUGAGCGGCUGAGCGCCAAAGGACGCGUUAACAUAGUGCAGUAUACUACAUUUGCCAUGUGUUAUUGCUUUUCAGUCAGCGAGUUCGAAUCAAGUGUGUAUGUAUGUAAGUAUGUUUGUCAAAAUAAAAUGAACCAACAACGGACUGGUGAUUCAGCGGUCAACCCGUGAUGUGCACGACUAAUUUCAUAAGCCAGAAAAUAGGCCGCUUCUGCAGCUCGCCCAUGCAACCUCUGCUCUCCCC